Messenger RNA from Passer domesticus (house sparrow), 2553 nucleotides. RefSeq names its product RAD9 checkpoint clamp component B (gene RAD9B). The transcript is spliced from 10 exons. Gene Ontology annotation, biological process: DNA repair; DNA replication checkpoint signaling; mitotic intra-S DNA damage checkpoint signaling. The record is from RefSeq and is a predicted model, not a curated record. Bases 812 to 1945 code for a protein of 377 amino acids. Gene Ontology annotation, cellular component: checkpoint clamp complex. NCBI's taxonomy places the organism in Eukaryota, Metazoa, Chordata, Aves, Passeriformes, Passeridae.
GCAGGGCCCGGGGCGGAACACGAGCGCCGGGAGCGGAGCGGGGCGGGGGAUCCGCCUCUCCCUCACGGCGGGCGCUGUGCGCGGCUGGGGCUUGUUCGGCCGUGCGGGGUUUGGGGACAGCCGGGGCCUGGCUGCGGGCCCCCGGUGCACCUGCGGGGCACAGCUCCGCUCCUGGCUGCGGGCCCCCGGUGCACCUGCGGGGCACAGCUCCGCUCCUGGCUGCGGGCCCCCGGUGCACCUGCGGGGCACAGCUCCGCUCCUGGCUGCGGGCCCCCGGUGCACCUGCGGGGCACAGCUCCGCUCCUGGCUGCGGGCCCCCGGUGCACGGGCGGGGCACAGCUCCGCUCCUGGCUGCGGCAUUCCGUGCCCAAAGCUGCCCCGCCGCUGCCAGAGGCAGAUCCGCAGGCCUCUGCUGGGCCCGGCUGGGUCUCUCUUGAUUCCAUCUCCCCAGAUGUCCCCUUCUUCCCAGGCUUUCCGUCUGCUAAAUGUCAUUCCUAGCCCCCGUGGUGGACAAAAGUCUGAUUGAUUUAAUUUGUGGUAACUCCAGGUGCUGCAAAGGGACACGCGACAUCUGAGGUGCCUCAUGAGAGGCAGAUUUCCAAAACAUCGAGGGUUUGGAUAAUUAAAAUAUUAAUUAAAAAGAAAAAGUGACAGUUUCCACCAUCCCUUUUCUUUCAAAUUGUUUGGAAGAGCAAUACAUGCCAUAGCACGGAUUAGUGAUGAAUUUUGGUUUGACCCCGUAGAAAAAGGUCUUGCCUUGAGAUCAGUGAAUUCCUCGAGGUCAGCGUAUGCAUGUGUGUUCUUCUCAUCCAUGUUCUUCCAGCAGUACUGCUGCACAGCUCUGCCCCAGCCCUGGCAGAAGGAGAAGCAGUUAUCCCUGCCCUGUAAAUUGAUAAUUAAGUCAGUUCUCCCUGUGUUUAGAUGUGUAAAUGUGCUGGAAAGGAAUGUAGAGAAAUGCAGCAUCUCCAGGAGCCCCAGUGAGCAGCACAUCACCUUCCAGCUGCUCUGCAGGCACGGUGUUGUAAAAACCUAUAACCUGACAUUUCAGGAGUGUGAUCCCUUGCAGGCUGUUUUUGCAAAGCACAUGUGUCCAAACAUUCUUAAAGUCCACUCCAGGCUGCUGGCUGAUGUGAUGAUCCACUUCCCAACCAGCCAGGAAGAAAUAACCUUGUCAGUAACUCCAAUGAAAGUUUGUUUCAAGAGUUACACUGAGGAAGACACUGACUUUUCAAGGACAAUGCUUACUGAGAUACAGCUCAGUCCAGAGGAAUUUGACUACUUUCAAGUUGGAGUAGAUUCUGAAGUGACAUUUUGCCUUAAAGAACUGAGGGGCCUGCUGGCGUUCUCCGAAGCCACCAGCGCUCCCGUGUCCAUCCACUUCGACAGAUGUGGGAGACCCAUUGCAUUCAGCAUUGAGGAGCUGCUGCUGGAGGCCAGCUUUAUCCUGGCUACCUUGUGUGAGGCUGAGGAGGAGGCAGCUCCCCCAGAGCCUGCCUGCUGCCCACGGCCCUGGGACAGCUCAAGGACUGGCAUGGAUAAAUGUGACCAGACCUCCAUGGAUGCAGCCAGCAACACAGGCACAGCUGCUUCCAGAAAGCCACAGCAGAAGGGAAGCACUCCGAGCACGGACCCUGCAACACCCCCAAGUGGUCUGGCAAAACAAGAGGUAAAAAAUAUUCCCAGAGGCUCAGAGAGGGACGUGCCAGGCAGAGCAGGAGCAGCCACGGCCCAGGCAGCAGCAGGAGAGGCCACAGAGGCUCCUUAUGCCAAGGUGAGGGAACUGCCCACGGUGCCAGCAGUGGAACCCCAGAGCUGCUGUUGGGCUGAGCACCCCACAUGCACUUGGGGGUUUCAGUGGGAUCAGCUGGCACAGCUGGAAAACCCCAGCACUGCUGGGAACACUCCUGGGGGCAGGUGGGUUUCACUGGGAAAUGCUGCUGGCUGAGAAAGAUCUUACAGUGGCAAAAGCUUCACAAAUAAUUAAUGCUCAAAUUCUGUAUCACAGAAUUCUUACCUGGACAAAUAUUGCAUUUUCCAGUUCCACUCCUUAUUCUUUGGAGCUGUCUCUUACAAGGAGAAGGAGGCCAUUGGUGACACCUUCCAGAGCUUGGUGACAGCCAGUGACACUGAGGAGGAGCUGGGUGCCUUGCAGAGCUCCCCAGUUCUGUAGUGCAGGCCUUGGGCUCCAAGGACAGACAGUGGGGAGUGCCCAGCAGGGCAGGGCAGGCCCAGCCUUUGUCACUGGUGCUGUGACCCAGCAGCACAGAACGUUCUGGAACUGUCAGUGCUCUUGCAAUGGCACAAAUUGAGGUCACCAUUGACUCCGUUGAGGUUUGUGUGCUCUGCAGGAGCUGCUGGGGGUUCUGCUCUCAGAACACUCACUGGAGAGAGGCUCAGUUUCAGUUCAAACUCUGUUACCACAUCAGGCAAAUGAAGCCACUGUUCUGGUUAAGGGAGAACUCAGGUUUUUACAGGUUCUCUGGAACCAGCCUUUAACUGAAAAACCAAAGUUGUCACAGGACUGCAUUUAAAAAAAUAAAGGUUUGAGUUUCA